Molecule: messenger RNA, 1248 nt
Organism: Symbiodinium necroappetens
Lineage: Eukaryota; Dinophyceae; Suessiales; Symbiodiniaceae
Source: the annotation of a GenBank genome assembly
AUGGCAUUUUCGACCCUCAGGCGCUCACCGAGGGAACGGAGAGCCCUGAAGAAUGUAGCGCAUUUGGAUGUCCAGGAUCGCGUACCUCACCGGCCGCCUAAUGGAGAGGGCGAGUUGAUCUCUGUGGUCGCUCCGACCAGCUUUGUACGUCAUGGCUUCCACCCUCUCCUCUACGAGUGUUUCCGACACCAGGACUACGAACCCAAGCAGCUGGUGGUGGUAGACACUGGGCCUUUGCCGUCCGACUUCCUGCAGGCGAAGGCCCGCGAGGACGCGCGCGUGGUGUACCGGCACUACCAGGUCGCCGACUCGCGCAUGGACAUGCCGGAAGGAUGGAAAGAAGGCAAACCUGUCACCUUCAGCAUCGGCGACCAGAAUGUUUGGACAGAGUCCGGCUCGGAGGCAUCUGCAUCGUGGUCUCUGGGACUCAAGCGGAAUGUGGCCAUCCAGCUCGCCCAAGGCGAGAUCUUGGCCCACUUCGAUGACGACGAUCUCUAUGCCAGCGGCUACCUCACCUGGAUGAAGCAGCGCCUGGACAAGACCUUGGACAAGGCAAGAAGUGAAAAGGAGAAGAAGGAGAGGGAGGAGAAAGAGAAGCAGCCGCCCCUGCACAAAGAGUCCAGGCUCAUCCCCGUGGCCAUAACCCUUCGGGAGUGGCAUUUACUGGAUUUGUCUGAUAUGACCUUCGGGUUCAUGGACGUGGAAAGGGACCCAUUGAUCCCUCGAGAGCAAAGACAUGGCUGGCUAUACGGCUGGGGCUUCUCUUACAUGUUCACGAGAGCGUGUUGGGAGCUCGCGCCGGUGCCUGACGUGGAGUGGUCCGAGGACAUCAGCUUCUACGAGGAGUUGAGGCGUUUGCAGGUUCCAGUGGUACCAGUCCCACUGCCUCCGGGCCAUGAGGCUGUGUGUGCGCACAGCUACCACGCCAAGGUGAACACCAGCGGCGGAGAGUUCUCGGGGGCGCUGCGCUGCGGCGAGCCGGUGCCAGAACCCCCUGAAGCCUUUAAGGAACUGCUCCCGUUUGCCAAAGUGGCCACAGAAUCGGCAUUGCAACGGAGGUCAGCAGAUCUUGCCGCAGGAGAGAAACAAGGCUUUCGAGUCAGUCUCUCGGAAAAGAAGGAGUUUCUGCAGUGCCGAGGGCAGGCCUGGUUCGCGUACCAGCAGCAGAGUGCUGAACGUAAGGGCACGAUGAGGGGUCAGGCAAAGUCUAUCGCAACGUGGCCCGCAUCGCCGGCAUUGCCUUCGUGA